AUGGCGUGCUUGCAUGACCACAGUUGUGAAGAUCAUGAUUGUUCAUCUGAUUGGUCUCUCUACAAACACAUCGACCUCACCAAGGCAUCUGCUUUGAAUGAGGCAACUCCCGGCAGUGUUAAAUCAGUCUUCAAAGCUUGGGAAAACCGUUUGAACACUUCUGGGGAACACUUGGAAAGCAAUGAGGGUGAUCCUGAGUUACUUGUAUUCAUUCCAUUUACUUCAGAUGUCAAGCUUAAGAGCAUAUCCAUUGUUGGUGGAGCUGAAGGAACAAGUCCUUCCAAGAUGAGAGCGUUUAUCAAUCGAGAUGGCAUUGACUUUUCUGAUGCACAAAGCAUGCAAGCCAUUCAGGAAUGGGAUUUAGCUGAGAAUAUGCAAGGAGUACUGGAAUACCAGACAAGGUAUUCAAAAUUUCAAAGUGUGGGAAAUAUUACAUUGCACUUUCCUGAUAAUUUUGGAGGUGACACUACCAAAAUACACUAUAUUGGUCUUAAAGGCGAAGCUACUCAGCUAAAGAGGGAUGUCGUGGCCACUAUUGUUUACGAGCUUAUGCCAAAUCCUUCUGAUCACAAGACACGUGCUGAAAGCGGUGGGGGUCUUUCACAUGUCGAGUGA
Molecule: messenger RNA, 615 nt
Organism: Lathyrus sativus (Indian pea)
Lineage: Eukaryota; Viridiplantae; Streptophyta; Magnoliopsida; Fabales; Fabaceae
Source: the annotation of a GenBank genome assembly